Messenger RNA from Cuscuta europaea, 4141 nucleotides. The record is from the annotation of a GenBank genome assembly. Lineage: Eukaryota; Viridiplantae; Streptophyta; Magnoliopsida; Solanales; Convolvulaceae.
GCACACAUACCCUUCUCCUAUGGAGUGACUGGCUGAUUGCGACUCAGACAUGGACUUCCUAAAUGCCCUAGCCCCUGCAUUUGAAAUGAUACACACGAACGAUACAAUCUUCAUCGACGAAUGCUUUCCUCGUCCAGUCUUCCUCGCUAAACCAUAGCGUUUCAUCGUUAAAAUCUCCCGAACUGGUUGAAGUCUCCAAGUAAAAAUCCAUCUUGUUCGUUUCCGCCAUUCUUGGGUAAUCAAGUGAGGCAUUAGCAACAAGUAUUACUGGUAAUUUCUUUCCUUAAAUAAGAGCUAUUUUAUCUUCUAAGAUCUAUUUUCAUCUGGUUGUAUGUUGUUUCAAUUAUGAUUAUUUUUAACAAGGGUAUUGAGCACAGGUUUGGGCUGGAUAUCUCAAGAUUAUCAUUUUGACUAUUGGUCUCAUGAAUAAGUGAAACCUUUCGUCUUACUAUCUGGACUCUAUCCAUUUGGUCUUUCCUAUUGAAUUUAUUGGAGGAAGAAAUCACUAACAAGUGUUCAUACUAAUAUUAUUUUUUGCAUGCGCACAAACUGUUUGAUACAAUUUCUGAGAGAACUUAUUUAAACUAUUAUGAUUUGAAUGUGUGAUUACAGCCUUACAUGAUGACUAAGUUCAAAUCUGAAAUGAACUAUUUUGAUAAUAUUGUUAAGGUAUUAAACUUGCAUAGCCUCAGCAUUUCAAGGCUACAAAACCCUCAUAUAUUAAACCAACAAUAGAUAUAGUAAAUGAAUAUUGUGAUCAAAGUUUUCUUCAAUUUCAAAAAACGAAUAACUUGUGAAUCUGCUAAACUUUAUUUUUGUUAAUAACUAUUUUCAAAUGUAUUAUCAGUUCAGAUUUUUUUAAGAGAUGACCUAUUUUUUUAAGUUCAGAUCUUAGGAAAGGAUGCACUAUUUGAUUUUGAUGAUGACCGAUGAAUACGGAGUAUAUAAUUGGGUUUAUGAUCCUUUUGAACUUCCAACCAGUGUACUCUCAGGCCAUGUAGUUAAUAUCUGCAUGUUGGAUUGCUUUGUGUAAUUUUGGGCAAUUCCAUUGUAUAUUCCUUUUUUAUGAAUUUGUACUUCAAUUUUUAGGUUUCAUGUUAUAUAUGCAGUAUACUCUUCUUCUUAACUGCCGUAGGCAGCCUUGAAAGCUAUAAUAUUUGAAGGUUCUUAAGUUGCCAAAUUGUUUUUUGUACAUUUGCAAAUUAUCAGGUGUGAGCUCUUUUAUUUGUAUAGGUUCUGACUUGUAAAUAUUCCACUAUCUUGUAAAUGGAAUACUUGUUUUCAAUGGUCUAGCAUAAUCGAUUCCAGUAACAAUAUAAUUUGACUUUACUAAGCUAUGAUUGUCACACUCCUUUUUUCCAAAAGUUUAAUCUUUGAAUAUUUUGACUACUUGUUACUAAUUGAUGCAUGCAUGAUUAUUGUAGGUUAUCCAUAAAUACACUGCAAGAAUUGCAAGUAUAAAAACAUGAGUGAUUUGCAUGUAGAAAGUUCAGGUCAUCAUAUUAUGAAUCUGAUUGUAUUCAAAGUGAAACUUAAUAUUCUAAACAAGAAUCUGUUUUUUCCACAUGAAUAUGUUUUCAAUGUCCCGUUUGGAAAGUUUCACCUUUUUCGGUUUUCUUUUUUUCUUUUCAUUUUUCCGCUAUUUCUUUUCAAGAAAAUCAAAUCUUUUGAGAGUUUGUAAAAUUAGGUACGUCCCCCAGCACAUGGGAGCUAUAGGGUUUACUCACCCAUAUUCCGUAAUCCGUAGGGUUUCUUCAAUCGAACACAAUUCUGAUUAAUUUCCUUUCAGACUCCGAUUUUCAGCGAUUUUGGUUAAAGAAAAUAUAAUUUGGGAUUUUUAUGAGUGUUCAAUGACUGUUAGCAGAUGGACCCGUCUUUUUCUAUUGAACGCGACUCUCCCGUUAGUUAUGAAAAUCUUCAUGUUUAAUGCACUAAGUGUUCUAGGUUUGACCAUUAACCUCAAAAUGUCCUAGGGCUAAAUCAAAUUUGGCUGAGGUGAACUAUGAUGUGGGCAAAACAGCUGCAGGUGAUCAUAAAUGUGAUCAUAAAUGUAACCCUGUUGCACCCGUCAAAACAGGUCAGGUAGACCCUGUUGCCCCUGUUAAUUGUACUACUGCUGUAGCCCCUAAUGAAAGUGUUGACAAUGAUGAUAUACUGGUUAACACCAGUACUGAAAAAUUUUCUGUUAAGGACCCAAUAACAGCCCCUGUAAGUGUGAUCCAGACCCCCCCCCCCCCCUAAAGAUGUUGCCCGGGCAGCUUGUCCCCCUCUUACUGAUGAUAUUUCUCUUAUGAAGCAUGUGAUCACCCAGCUGUCCAACUCCCUGGUGCCUAUGAUGAAAAUCUGAGGCUGCAGCCCCUUUUGAUCGAGAAGCAAACUAUUGUGGCAACUUCAAGGUCUGUAAACAAUGAAGGCCCUUAUGAUAGUUCAAAUGAUACCCAAGUAGUUCAAAUGUUCAAUCUACCAAUCCUGUAGCCACAAUAGCCCCAACAAAUUGUAACAUGAAUUGUGCAACUAUUCUUGAGAAGGAAACGGCUGAUACCUCUGCUCGCCAACGCCACAGUGCCUUCAAACAUGAUGAACCCCCGGUGGCUACCUGUAACAAGGUGGUAACCGGGAAAGUAGCUCAUGAUCUGAUUACGUGUGUCCAAACCAGAAAUGAAGAUCUUCUUUCUGAUCCUAGCACUUCAGAUACUACACCGACCCCAAAACUGUCUUGUGAUGAAAUCAUUUCUGAGGAUAGUCUAUUUUUAACUCUUUCUGUUUCAGGUAAUAAAGUAAUCCCACCUGUCGAUGAGGAAUUCCUGGAAGGCUUUACGCAGGUCAAAAGAAGAAACAACAAUACUGUGAGCUCAAAAAACUCAUCAAACGAAGAUUCGGAACACACACAUGUUUACUUUUAAUUUAUAGUUGAUAUCCAUGAGCUUCCACUCUCCAACUGUCCAACUUGCCACACUUUCAUGUGUGACUAAGACAUAGGACUCUAUUCGUUAUUACACAACAAGAAGAUGGUAUAGAAGUUACAUUAAUGAUUCAGCAUCUGAUUUGAGUGAGAAAGAGAUCAAAAUGGGUAAUAACUAAAGAUACCAAGGUUUUAGCCUUUAUGGGGAGAAUUUCUUUGUCUUACUUUACUUUUAAGAACAACUUCAACUGAGCUAUUGUGUUUGGGAAUAAUUCUUCUCUGCUUUAAUAAUAUAUUCUAAAAAAGUUCUUUUUUUGCAGUGUUGUUGGCUAAUCAACCUGUUGACUUGCUCCUUUUACAUGGUAAGUUCAUUAUCUAAUCACAAGGUGAUAGCUUAGGCUACACUACCUUUAUCUUCUAUUAUAGGUGAUAUCAGCCUAUCAUGCCGUGGCAUUGGGAGAUUCGUGACAUUAAGCUGUCCAACCUAACAUAGUUGCUGAAAAUCAGCCACUUGGAAUGUAUGGGUGAAUUUAUGCCGAGUUUUCUGAUUUAACUUAUGGAAACACUGUGAAGUGGUUGCCUGAAAAUGGUGAGAUGUGUUUGAGGUAGUGUCAUGGUUUUCACCAUAUCCACGGGGGCCAAGCAAAGAGAAUAAUGAUAUCCUUUAGGCCAGAUUAACAUUGCUCCCUCACAUCUCUUUCCGUCUCAAAUGGUAAAACCUGCUUAUCUCUAAUCAAUUUUUUUAUUAUUAUUAUUUUAUAAAUCAAUGCUAACCUAAUUUAUCUCUAUCUUUACUAUUAUUGUUAUGUUAUUGUUGCAUCUGUUCCAAUUCAAUUUUCUUUUAGUAGUGUAUCAUCAUCUCUUGAACUCAUCGUUUUGUACUUUUAGAUGGAUAUUGAAAGUCUACCCUAUUGCUACCUUCUGUGAAAUGCUCUUUCAAAAACAUAUCCUCAGUUUCUGUUGCAGGCCGGGACAGAUAUAAUGGCUCCUACUAAAGAUGCAACUUUGAAAUAAAAGGCUAGAUUGGGAUCAAGAGAUGCAGUGGAUAUAUUGUUAGCUUUAGUCGAUGUGAUCUUUUUGUGUUUUAAGCACAUGUGCCUUUUAUUUUAGGUUGUAUUUUCUUCUUGUUUAUUACUUAUGGCUUUGGGGGUAUGCCCCUAUGAGUCAUGUACACUCACAUUUAUGUGACAAUUUUAGGUAUAAAUAAAAAUGUUUGAAAUAUGAUUGUUUAUUAGCAUC